AUGUCUUUGGAUGAGGAAGCUCUCCGGACAGCCGCCAAUGGCGGCUCGAUAGAAAUAGAGAGAUGGAGCGGUAUGGCUGCGCCUUUGAUUGAGCGGCUGGAAUAUAUCGUGUACAACAUGUUCCCCAUGCCUCGAAUGCGCCCAGAGGAGAUCGGCCAGCAGACAUCUACCAACCAUGCAUCUCAGCUACAAGAAACAAAUCACAUUGAACCCGAAAGUAGUAACAAGGAAAACGACGCACCUGCAGACCCGCCUGGCUCUCCCCCCUCAAGUGAGCGCGUGCCAGAUUCGCAACCCCAGCCCUCUGGUACAUCGACCGAUGAUCAGCUCCCACCGCCACUUGUCCUACUGUUGAAAGCUAUCCGAUCUUCGAUCACUUCUUUCUUUGAGGAGAAACCCCCGCAUACCAUUCAGAGACUCGCAGAGCUGGUCCUCGAGCCGACCAAGCACUACAAAACUUUACCUGCGUAUCUCCGUGCGGUUGACCGUGUCAUCUCAGUGACAAGCUCCGCAGAUGUCUUCCCCUUUAACUCUUCAUCCCCCACCGACGCUCACUCAAAUGGGAUGGUGCACCCCGGUAAUAGCAGCGGGGUUUACCUGGCUCCGGACUAUGCCCAUGGCCUGGGAAGUGACGAAUCUCUGGGAGGUGCUCUAUUGACCCCUAUUCCAUGGUUGAAUGGCUCUUCGUUUGAAGGCGAAGAUACGAACGUAUUAGGCGAGGGCACCGAAGAACCUAUACCAACACAGCCGACAGAGGAGCCCGAAGCGGCGCCUACUACUCCCACCGAAACUGAGGAUGUGGCAGCCACCGCCUCACCAGAGCCAUCCGAAGAAGUCCCUCAUGCCCGUGGCCCAAUUGUGCUGGGAGUCGAGGAUAUGGGUCUGCAGGACGGGAAAGGCGUAGAGAUGAACCUCGGCCCAGAUGGCACCGAUGAUGAAGCAACUGCAGCCGCAGCAGCCGAAGCUGUGGCCACUACCACAGAAGAACAGAAAAAGAAUGAAUCAACCGCCGACAAGGACGGUGAUAUUGUUCUUUCCGACGAACAGCCACAGGAAGCAGAAGAGACUCAGAAGGAAGACAUUUCUGCAGAACCACAGGCAAGCGAGACGGAAUCUAAGCCCCCUGGUAAUUUAGCCGAAGCGCCGGACGCCGAGAAGAAAGCAUAA
This is a messenger RNA of Penicillium antarcticum, 1167 nucleotides long. RefSeq lists its product as uncharacterized. The transcript has 5 exons. Gene Ontology annotation, molecular function: protein phosphatase regulator activity. Bases 1 to 1167 code for a protein of 388 amino acids. Gene Ontology annotation, cellular component: nucleus; protein phosphatase 4 complex; cytoplasm. NCBI's taxonomy places the organism in Eukaryota, Fungi, Ascomycota, Eurotiomycetes, Eurotiales, Aspergillaceae. The record is from RefSeq and is a predicted model, not a curated record. Gene Ontology annotation, biological process: protein dephosphorylation.